AUGACGACCACCAGCUAUACGCAAGUGGAGUUACUCACCCUCCAGGGACCGGAGUUCCGCCGCGUGUCUACUGCACCACCUCGGCCGUCUACUGAAGAUGAAAUCCCGAUCAUUGACCUCAGCACCAUCGAUGAUGGUCCCACGGCCAGGAAGGUCAUUGCAUCGCAUGUUCGAGCGGCCGCUGAGAACACUGGGUUUUUCUAUAUCAAGAACCAUGGCAUCGCCCCGGAACUGAUCCAGCGAGCUCAAGCAUCGGCCCAGGCUUUCUUCGAGCAAACCGAGGAGCAGAAGAGUCUGGUCUCUCACGCAAAGUCGGCGCAUUCUGAUGGGUAUCACGGCGUAGGAAGUACUCAAAUCAACAAGAAGGAAACACGAGAUCGCAAAGAGACAUUCUCGCUUCGCUACAACCCAGCAAAUGACCCAACAGUGCCCGAUCCAACAGCCCUUCUCACCAACACGAGAUAUUCCUACGGAGACGACGACUUUCUGUGGAAGGGCACUGCCCACAUCCGAAAUUUCAAAGCAACAACCCUCGAAUUCUAUCAAGGCCGACUUACCCUCGCCCGCAAGAUGAUCCGCAUUUUCGCCCUAGCUCUCGAUAUGCCAGAAGACUACUUUGAUUCCGUAACAACUAACCCCGGCGCAGACGGUCUCUACGUCCACUACCCCGGCUCUCCAGAGAUCGUACCGGACAAUGUCGACAUUGACGUCGGAAUCGGUUCACACACCGAUAUCCAAUGCGUGACGCUCCUCUGGCAGGAUAUGUCAGGAGGUCUGCAGGUUCUGUCCGCGAAGGAUGAGUGGCUAGAUGCCAGGCCUAUCCCAGACACACUAGUGGUCAACAUUGGAGACUUUUUGCAGAGGCUUUCCAAUAAUCGGUUCAAGUCUACUGUGCAUCGAGUUUAUAAUCGGCAGACAAAGUCGCGAUAUUCCAUGCCUUUCUUCCUUGGAUUCAAUCCGGAUUCGGUUUGUCGGGUUGUGCCUUCUUGUAUUGAUGGAGAGCACUCGGCCCUUUAUGAGCCUAUUUCUUGUGGGAAGUGGCACCGUGAUCGACUUGCGCUUGCUCAGGGUAAAAGGAUUUACGCAUAA
This is a messenger RNA of Penicillium atrosanguineum, 1089 nucleotides long. RefSeq names its product isopenicillin N synthase family dioxygenase. The record is from RefSeq and is a predicted model, not a curated record. The transcript is spliced from 3 exons. Bases 1 to 1089 code for a protein of 362 amino acids. Lineage: Eukaryota; Fungi; Ascomycota; Eurotiomycetes; Eurotiales; Aspergillaceae. Gene Ontology annotation, molecular function: dioxygenase activity.